AUGUUCUCCACCAAUGACACAGAAUUCCACCCCACAUCUUUCCAACUGCUGGGGAUCCCAGGAAUGGAAAUGCUACACAUCUGGAUUGGCUUUCUAUUCUGUGCUGUAUAUGUGAUUGCACUCCUAGGGAACUUCACCAUUCUGUUUGUGAUUCAGACAGAAAGCAGCCUGCACCAGCCUAUGUUCUACUUUCUGGCCAUGUUGGCCUCCAUUGACUUGGGUCUCUCCACAGCUACCAUCCCUAAAAUGCUUGGUAUCUUCUGGUUCAACCUCAGAGAGAUAUUAUUUGAUUCCUGCCUCACACAGAUGUUUUUCAUUCACAACUUCACACUUAUGGAAUCAGCAGUCCUCUUGGCAAUGGCUUAUGACCGCUAUGUGGCCAUCUGCAAUCCCCUGCGAUAUAGCACCAUUCUCACUAACAAGGUGGUUUCUGGGAUUGGCCUUGGAGUCCUAGUCAGGUCAUUUAUUUUUGUGUUUCCAUUUCUAUUUCUUAUUAUACGAUUGCCUUUUUGUAAGAAUCAUGUUAUCCCUCACACCUACUGUGAAUAUAUGAGUAUUGUUCAUUUAUCUUGUUCCAAUAUCAAAGUCAAUGUUAUUUAUGGUUUAUGUGCCAUUUUUAAUCUAGUCUUUGACAUUGUAGCCAUUGGUAUUUCUUAUGUCCAGAUACUCAGUGCUGUUUUCCGUCUCCCUUCCCGUGAAGCUAAGCUCAAGGCUCUCAGUACAUGCGGCUCACAUGUAUUUGUAAUUCUUGCCUUCUAUACACCAGCUCUCUUAUCUUUCAUGCUAUAUUGCUUGGGUCGCCAAGUCCCACGCUAUAUUCACAUACUUUUAGCCAAUUUUUAUGUUGUUGUGCCGCCCAUGCUUAACCCUUUUAUAUACGGAGUUAGAGUCAAAAAGAUCUAUUGCCGUGUGAGGAAAAUAUUAUUGCAGAAAUAA
Messenger RNA from Elephantulus edwardii (Cape elephant shrew), 936 nucleotides. RefSeq names its product olfactory receptor 52E2-like. The record is from RefSeq and is a predicted model, not a curated record. The transcript has a single exon. Gene Ontology annotation, cellular component: membrane. Gene Ontology annotation, molecular function: G protein-coupled receptor activity; olfactory receptor activity. Gene Ontology annotation, biological process: G protein-coupled receptor signaling pathway. Lineage: Eukaryota; Metazoa; Chordata; Mammalia; Macroscelidea; Macroscelididae. The coding region runs from base 1 to 936 and encodes 311 amino acids.